UGUCGAUCGACUUUUGCAGUAGGUCAUUUCUGGUACAUGUAAGAGCGGGGCUACACGGGUGGUCAACGACACGAAGAGUAAGAUGACGGGAAGAGGGCACCAAGCCUAGGACCGGAAAUUUUGGAGAAAGUUGAGCGGCGUCGGGCGGUCUGGACCGCCUCUUACGCAGACGGAGCCAAAAGCAGAAAGAAGGGGCGCGCAAUGGGCAGCUCGAAUUGCACGGAGAGAUUGCGUCGGAUGGAAAGCGCCGAGAUUCCAAAUCAAGGCGAAGAAUCCUGGCUUCAUUUGCGCUUCAUACGCCCAGCUUGGCGCUCAUCUGUCCUCCUUCUUCUUGUCGCGCGACUCCUUCCACUUCUCCAUUCCUUUCUCGAGCAUCGCGCCAGUGACAGCACCGAGCAUUGCGUCUUGAAUACGUUUGCCUCCACCGCCGCUAGUCUUCUUGCUCUUAGCACUGCUGUCGUCGCUGCUCACACUGCCCGAGCGGGAUCGAGUGUCGCUGCGAGCUUGUCCGCUUCGAUGCUUGUGGCGACUCUUCUUGCCGGUAUCGUCCCAGCCUUCGGCAUACCCGCGCUGCAGGUAGGCCUAUAAAAAGCAAAUUUUGUCGAAGGACGUCAACCUUGAGUUGACACAAACGCUCACUUGCCCAUCGAUGGCAGUAUCAUCGAGAGAUCAGUAAUAAUUGUAACAUCAACAGCGUUCUUGCCUCACAAGAUGUUUAGACAAAUAUCGACAUCAUCGACUUGUC
Messenger RNA from Ceraceosorus guamensis, 745 nucleotides. RefSeq lists its product as hypothetical. Bases 202 to 588 code for a protein of 128 amino acids. The record is from RefSeq and is a predicted model, not a curated record. The transcript is spliced from 4 exons. NCBI's taxonomy places the organism in Eukaryota, Fungi, Basidiomycota, Exobasidiomycetes, Ceraceosorales, Ceraceosoraceae.